This is a messenger RNA of Planococcus citri (citrus mealybug), 2912 nucleotides long. RefSeq lists its product as uncharacterized. The coding region runs from base 220 to 2478 and encodes 752 amino acids. The record is from RefSeq and is a predicted model, not a curated record. NCBI's taxonomy places the organism in Eukaryota, Metazoa, Arthropoda, Insecta, Hemiptera, Pseudococcidae. The transcript has 5 exons.
UAAAAAGCGGGGGUACAGGAAAUUAAAUACAUAUCCCGUGAUAUCAACUCGUAGUUUAUUAAUCGAUGAUCACUCAACGUAUCUACAGCUUCCUGAAACGACUUCCAAGGGUUACUUGAAGAAAUUGAAUCGCCUUCAAAAUUAACGUGGUAUUAGUUAUCACCAGUUUGACAAGUGUGGUUUUUCCCCUCGUUUCAUUCUAACGUUCAACCUCUCGCCAUGGCUGCUAUUAAAUUGUUGCAUAUACAGUUGUGGGUUACAAUGGUUUCAUAUGCCAGUCACUUUACAUGGACUCAUGAUGUACUGGCAGAUAGUUAUGAAACGCAGGUUUUUGAAACAGGGUUUCCCUUACCUGAAGCUAUUGAUCCGAAUGUUCACACGUUUCAAGAUCUUGUCUGCCACAGUCGCGCAUUUGUGGAUAAUUCUUUACUGAUAAGAUAUAUGGCUUCUACAAGCAGACUAAUGGUAACUCUUCCGCGCGCUUUUGGCAAAAGCAUCAACUUAGAUAUGAUUAAAUAUUUUUACCAAAUGGAAGUUGAUAAAGCCACCCUAAAACCAAUACCUCGAGAAGAAACGAAGUCGUAUAAGACAUUCGAAAUGGGCAUGAUGUAUUGCGAUGGUAAAUUCGAAAAAUUGAAGGAUACAUUUCUGAUUAGUGGUUACAAGAAUGAACGUUUUUUUAGACAGCUAGGCUCAGUCCCUGUAGUGCGCCUCAAUAUUGGCCAGCCAACGUUGUUCGAGUCUUUAAAGGAUGUCUAUGAAGGAGUAAAAGAAGUAAUUCGAGAAACAAUCAACGACCACAGCUAUAUAAUGAACGUUUCAUACGCCAACAUCGAUGCAAAAGUUAAGAAUUGUCAAAAUAUGUUUAGAAGCCUAGAAGAAUCAUUAAACAGCGACACCGGAGAUGGGAACAUGAUGUCUGAUGUUAUACCACAAUUAAUCGAUUUGUUGUACAAAAUAUUUGAUAGAAAGGUAUUUGUAAUAAUCGACGAAUACGACGCUAUUCUAAAUGAAGUUUAUUUCGGUACUUCGACGCUUAAUGAAACUGAAAUGACUGCCGUUGCAGCAUUUUUUGCAGACUUUUACAAUGCUAUAGUAAAGCAUAACGAAAAUGUUGAACGGGUCUUCAUGACUGGUAUUCUGCGUUGGCAAGGAGGACCUACAAUUUUUUCCAGCAUCCUCGAUAGAAUGGAGUUUAAUACAUUGAGCGGAGGCGAUGCCAUUCAUUUUUAUGGUAUGAGUAAUGAUAAUGUUUUGAAAUUAUUAACUAAUGCAGGAUCACACGACGUGUUUGAAAAAGUGGUGGAUCAUUACGGUGGAUAUAACUUCGAGACUCGGCCGAAUCGUACCAGCAAAUUCAACCCUUAUUUGAUAUCAUGUUUCAUCUCACAGAAUGGAAUCCCAAAAGAGAAGAAUUUUUGGACGCAAACGUCCAACACUUCGGCAAUGUUGACGCAUCUUAUAAAAUAUAAAAACUUCAACGAAAACUUCCUGCUUUUAAUCUCAGGUAGAGCAAUCAAACUCGACGCUUACAAAGACAUCGCUACAUUCACCAUUCAGGAUUUUGAAACCUUUUCGAAUGUUAUGCUUAAGGCAAAACAAGCCCACAAAUAUGAAUGGAGUUCGCUGGAAAGCAUUCGGAAUAGGGAUAAUUUCGGAUUUAAUAUCCUGCGCGCGAUUGGUUAUUUAACGGAAACCAACCAUCGUCCUUUUAACUACGAGGAAUCUGAUAUUAACUACGAGGAAUCUGAGGUCUCCUAUUUCAAGAAUAUAUGGGUCAAAGCUACGAAUAAGGAAGUCUUGAAAGCUCUCGCAAUAGACUACGUUUCCAUUUUUACCGGGAAACCUGAUGAAAAUACAGCUCGCAUGAGUAUACAAUGGACAUCUCUUCUUGAAGAUUGUGGCAAUGCACUGACACAAGUUUUUCAAGGCCCUGACCCAGAUUUCAAACAAUUUGCCAUCUCGUUCGAACAACUGAUUAACAUUUUUUUAAAUAUAACGUGCCAGAUCGAAGAUAACGGUGAAAAAGCGUACGCCAAAGAGGACAUUUUUGAGAAAUUGUUAGCAGCUGUAAUCAACCACAGUGUAUAUGACAUCGGCAUAAAACGUCUGGAAACACAACACCAGUUCGAAUACACUAAUGAUACGAGAAGACCAGAUGUAGUUUGUCAGAAACAUAAUGGUGAACUGUUUAUAUUUGAGCUAAAGUAUUGUAGAGGAGAUAGACUGAAUAUGGAGAAGAUCAAAGAUAUGUUGGAAAAUGGCACCACCCAAGCAUCAGGGUAUGCUGAUUGGUAUUUGCACGGAACUGACCAUCAUCUGUAUAAGGCUCCCAAUGCAACUGUAGUAGUUUUACUGGUGACGGGAUAUGAAAAACGAGUCGUGCUGCAAACUUCUACUAAAUUAAAGAAUUACUCGCAUUCCGACGGACUGACAACUGGGAACUACUGGCCAAAUUCAUUCCAUCCGCUAUCAUAAAUUUGUGAACUCUUCUAGAAAGUCCACUACAAAUUUCAACGACAAACCAUUCCUGUCCCUGGAUGAUAAUUGGAAUAAAGUCUUUUGGAGCAUCAUGUGAAAAUAAUAUUCUGAAUAAUCAACCAGAUGUGUUUUCUAAAUUUAUUAUCAUAUCAUCUGUAUUGGAUCCAGAGAUUGAUUAACUGGCCCUUGGAUAUGCUGGAGAACCAAAUUGAUCCAUUUUUCUUCUAAUUUAAGCAACUGAUGAGUCAAUUUGGGUCACCAAAUAUUGGAAAUAAAUUAUGUAACAAUCCUAGUAUACUGUAUGAUCUAAUUUAAUUGACAUUUGUAAUGCAUUUAAAAUCAAAUUUGAAUGUUCCUCUGUGAUAAGUAAUUUAAAAUUAAAAUUCACUCAAUUAAAGUGAUGGAGUAAAAUAAAUUCAAUAUUCGUAGAA